Molecule: messenger RNA, 1794 nt
Organism: Nothoprocta perdicaria
Lineage: Eukaryota; Metazoa; Chordata; Aves; Tinamiformes; Tinamidae
Gene: NAE1
Product: NEDD8 activating enzyme E1 subunit 1
Exons: 20
Coding region: 9-1616 (535 amino acids)
Biological process (GO): DNA damage response; protein ubiquitination; protein neddylation
Cellular component (GO): cytoplasm; nucleus
Molecular function (GO): NEDD8 activating enzyme activity; ubiquitin activating enzyme activity
Source: RefSeq, a predicted model, not a curated record
CUGCGGCCAUGGCGCAGCAGGGCCCGGGCAGCCUCAAGGAGCAGAGAUACGACCGGCAGCUCAGGUUGUGGGGUGAUCAUGGACAGGAAGCUUUAGAAUCUGCUCAUGUUUGUGUGAUAAACGCAACAGCCACAGGAACUGAAAUACUCAAGAAUUUAGUGCUACCAGGUAUUGGCUCUUUCACAAUUGUUGAUGGGAACCGGGUAUCUGGAGAAGAUGUUGGAAAUAAUUUCUUUCUCCAAAAAAGCCAUAUUGGCCAGAAUCGUGCCCAGAGUGCCACUGAACUCUUGCAAGAAUUGAAUAAUGAAGUUUCUGGAAAUUUUGUGGAAGAGAGUCUGGAAAAACUUCUAGACAAUGACCCCUCCUUUUUCAAUCGCUUUAGCUUAGUGGUUGCAACCCAACUACCAGAAAGUACCUUACUGCGUUUAGCUGAACUUCUCUGGAACUCUAACAUUCCUCUCCUGGUGUGCAGGACUUAUGGACUGGUUGGGUAUAUGAGAGUCAUUAUUAAAGAACAUCCAGUUGUUGAAUCUCACCCUGACAAUGCGUUAGAAGAUCUGAGACUGGACAAACAAUUUCCAGAACUGAAGGAACAUAUUCAGUCCUAUGACUUGGAGCAGAUGGAUAAAAAGGACCAUAGCCACACUCCAUGGAUUGUGAUUGUAGCCAAGUAUCUAACAAAAUGGUUCAAUGAGAAAAGUGAUCAAUUGCCUAAGACUUACAAAGAAAAAGAAGCUUUCAGACAACUGAUCAGACAAGGUAUCCUGAAGAAUGAAAAUGGGACCCCAGAAGAUGAAGAGAAUUUUGAAGAAGCUAUAAAAAAUGUGAACACAGCACUAAAUACUACAAAGAUCCCAAGGUGUAUUGAAGAGAUUUUUAACGAUGAUUGUUGCAUCAAUCUCACAGAGCAGUCAUCCUCCUUUUGGAUUUUGACUCGAGCAGUGAAGGAAUUUGUGGCAAAUGAGGGGCAAGGAAGCUUACCUGUUCGGGGCACUAUUCCUGACAUGAUAGCAGAUUCUAGUAAAUUUAUCAAAUUGCAAAAUGUAUACCGUGAAAAAGCAAAGAAAGAUAUUGCUGCUGUGGGCAACCAUGCUGCUAAACUGUUACAGUCACUAGGCAAGGCACCUGAGUCAAUUUCUGAAAGAGAAUUGAAGUUGCUUUGCAGCAAUUCAGCCUUUCUUCGAGUAGUGCGAUGCAGAUCUCUAUCUGAAGAAUAUGGUUUAAACACUUUUAACAAGGAUGAGAUUAUUUCCCAUAUGGAUAACCCAGACAAUGAAAUAGUUCUGUACUUAAUGCUGAGAGCUGUAGAUAGAUUUUAUAAGCAGCAUGGUAGAUACCCAGGUGUCUACAACUACCAGGUAGAGGAUGAUAUUGGAAAACUGAAAUCUUGCCUCACUAAUUUUCUACAAGAACAUGGCUUAUCUGUAGUAGUCAAGGAUGACUAUGUUCAUGAAUUUUGUCGCUAUGGAGCUGCUGAGCCCCACGCCAUUGCUGCGUUCAUGGGAGGAGCUGCUGCUCAGGAGGUUAUCAAAGUCAUUACAGGGCAGUUUGUAAUUUUUAACAACACAUAUAUUUACAGUGGAAUGUCACAGACUUCAAUGACUUUCCAGUUGUAGAGUAACUAUCGCGUUUGCUGCCACCAGGCUGUGCUGUUGUGUCCUGUAAAUAUUGGUACUGUGGCAUUUUGCCAUUGACUGGACUGUUCUGUAUUAUCUAAAAAUCAAAGUUUCCUUUAUUUGUAGCAAUUUUAUCGUAUUUUAUGCUGAGGACAAAUAAAAUCAUACUAAAUGCUGA